Molecule: messenger RNA, 1153 nt
Organism: Prorocentrum cordatum
Lineage: Eukaryota; Dinophyceae; Prorocentrales; Prorocentraceae
Source: the annotation of a GenBank genome assembly
GAACAAGGGCAAAACGCAGAAAGGCAAGCAGCGCCAGUUCGACAAUGCUGGGUUGCACGAGCAGGCGAAUAUUCAGGGCCAUGGGAAGUCUUCGGACGACCUUUACCGCUACAUACCACUGGACUUGAGGGACGAAUGGAUCAUCCGGGAGAGGGCGCUAGGCAACUGCGAGGACGGGGGCGCGGAGGAGCAGAGGAAGAAGGCCAUCAACUCGCUCGCCGACAAGAUCAAGGACAAAGACGCCCCCCAAAGAAAGCGCGGCAAUCAGUGGUUGAUCGGCGUGUUCGCGGGAUUGGAGGAUAGAGAUUCACAGUUCCAGAGGGCGGAGAACUCUUGGAAGCGGCAGAAGACGGUGGAAACCGCUGCUGAUCUCAACCAGGCGCGUCAGUUAGCCUCCUCUGCGGCCGCUUCCUCAUCGAAGAUUCACGCUGAACAUCAGGAAGCGAACCGCGCAAAGCUCUACCAGAGUGAGCCCCAGCCCGAGAUCGCUGAGCACCUGGUCAGGCCUUGCAUCAGGGAGAGCGAGAUGGACUGCGACGACGACGACAUUGCCUACGAGAUGCAGCGGGGCAUCGCGGCUCAGGAGGACCGGUAUGCGAAGCUCGCUGAGGAAGGAGAUCAUGAUGAGCAUCUGGCUCAGCAAGCUGCGCGCGUCAGAAAGCAACAGGCGCAGUUAGCAAUCAAGACGGCUGGGCGCCCCAAGAAGGUCAAGUCGGAGAUCUUGGUUGAUUUGCAGAAGCUGGUCCGCGACCGCUGCCAGAUGGUCAAAGAUGCAAAGGAGAAGCUCGAGAGGUCAAAGGCGGCCGCGGAGGAGGAGACCCUGGCAUUCUUUGGUGAGAACCCACCAGGCGAGGCCAAGAGGCUCACGACGAAGUUCGACGAGGAGUACAAAGGCUACAUGGACCAGCUGGAUGAGCUCUACAAGACGAUCCACGAGACAGACCUUGACACGCUGCUGGCUCCUGAGGAGGUCGAGCUCGCGGAUGUCAAGAAGGCUGCGGUCGACGAGACGAAGGAUAAGUACCGCGAGAUCAAGGGCAAGGCCGGGAAGGCGGUCGGCGCCUACAAAAAGGGCGCGAAGAGGAUCCAGAAGACCUUCAAGAAGCCGGACUCAGGCUCCGAGCCCCCUGCACUGACGAAGAAGCUGCGGGAG